Lutzomyia longipalpis is the source of this 8631-nucleotide messenger RNA. It is a transcript of the gene rut, whose product is annotated as Ca(2+)/calmodulin-responsive adenylate cyclase. The coding region runs from base 775 to 6099 and encodes 1774 amino acids. The record is from RefSeq and is a predicted model, not a curated record. NCBI's taxonomy places the organism in Eukaryota, Metazoa, Arthropoda, Insecta, Diptera, Psychodidae. Gene Ontology annotation, cellular component: plasma membrane. Gene Ontology annotation, biological process: intracellular signal transduction; cAMP biosynthetic process; adenylate cyclase-activating G protein-coupled receptor signaling pathway. Gene Ontology annotation, molecular function: adenylate cyclase activity. The transcript has 12 exons.
GGGUGGUUUUAAUGGGAGGACGGAAAAAUUUUGUUCUGGCAUUUCUUGUUUGUGAAUUUUGUGGAUUAGAUGGAUAUCGUCGCCGUGUAGGGAAGACUCUCGGUGCCUGUGGCGAGUACUCUGUUGCUGGUCAUUCUGUGGACGAAAUAAUGGGUGAGGCUGGAAGUAUUUCUGUGAAAUAGUGAGAUAAAAAAAAAACUUCCUCGCCUCUCUUUGUCGCCCCUUUUUCUCUCUCGCGGAUUCGGUGCUGGCUGAAAAGAAAACAAGAAGUGUUUUUGUGCCUCCAGAGGAGGAGGACUUUUUAAUUGCCCAGCCACAAUGGAGAGAGGCAUCAAGUGAAAUUAUUGCGUGAACAAGUGCUGACUAAAGUGCGGUGCUAAACUUGCACCAAAACCCGUUUUUAUUUGUGCACAGAAGAGACUUUUUUCUUCAUCCCAAUAAUAAUUUUGUGGGCGAGACCGCAUUUUGCUUGUUUUUCUCGUCUCCUCGCCACACGCAAAUCGCUUUUCCCUCUGAUUGCAAAUUGAUCCCUCUUGUGUGUGGCUAUGUGGAGGUGCUACCCUGUGUGAAGCAGGAGGAGUGAGUUUUCCAAUAAGAACGAAAAAAAAAAUAAAAUAAGGGGAACAUGGACCCAACAAACGAGGCCCUGUGAACGUCGUUGUGCCCCCAAGGCGAGCGCCAUGGAGUUGUUUCAGCUGUAAAUCCGCUUGAUUUCGUGUAAAGCAACCUAUAAAAAAAUCUCGCUGAUUGACACUCCAAGGAGAAGACGCGAAAAUGGAUCAUGCGGUUAAGGCAGCCCGCGGGAGACCGUGGAAUAAGCUGCGCUUUGAAAAUGAUGAACUGGAGUGUCUCUAUCAGAGAUAUACCCUCAAAUUGCAGCGAUUCAGUGUAAUGGGGGUUGUGGCCCUUGUGGUGAUGCUCUGUGGUGUUAUGGCAGCUCUCAGUUUAGGCUACACGCAAGCUCCAACAGUUCAUAAUGUUUUCAAUUCUCUUCUGUGCCUGGUAUUCUCCAUUGUACUGGCAUUGUUACAAUUUCGCGUCAUACGCGACACGCAUCUUCCGUACCUCUGCUACUCUCUUCUAUUCUUCACCGCAGCAUUGUGUUUCAUCUCGAUGCCAACAGUGGGAAAUAUUUUUCCAGUUGACACAAAAGAGGUAAUGGCGGAAGGUGUGUGGCAAAUAGUUUUUGUCACCUUCUUAGCAUAUGCUAUGAUGCCCCUACAAAUUUGGGAAGCAGUGAUAUUUGGCAUUAUUCUCCCGACAAUCCAUAUUGGCUUAACGGGCUAUAAAAUCUACACGGGCACCUUCCAAUAUAUGGAAUACAAUCACCUGGCGGCAAAUAUUGUCAUGUUCAUUGGGGUGAAUGUGACGGGUUUGGUGGUGAAUAUUAUGAUGGAGAGAGCCCAAAGGAGGGCAUUUUUGGAUACGCGAAAUUGCAUUGCGGCACGACUUGAGAUGGAGGAUGAGAAUGAGAAAUUGGAACGGCUGUUGCUAUCUGUGUUGCCGCAACAUGUGGCCAUGGAGAUGAAGAAUGAUAUUCUCUCCCCGGUGGAGGGACAAUUUCACAAGAUCUACAUACAGAAGCAUGAAAAUGUGAGCAUCCUCUUUGCCGAUAUUGUUGGGUUCACUGUACUCGCGUCGCAGUGUAGUGCACAAGAGUUGGUGCGCCUUCUCAAUGAGCUCUUUGGGCGUUUUGAUCAGUUGGCAAAUGAUAAUCACUGUCUACGGAUAAAGAUUCUCGGUGAUUGCUACUACUGCGUCUCCGGGAUCCCAGAACCGCGAACAGAUCAUGCAAGAUGCGCCGUUGAAAUGGGAUUGGAUAUGAUUGAUGCCAUUGCAUCCGUUGUGGAGGCAACAGAUGUAAUUCUCAAUAUGCGUGUUGGCAUUCACUCUGGACGUGUACUCUGUGGCGUUCUCGGGCUGCGGAAGUGGCAAUUUGACGUGUGGUCCAAUGAUGUCACCCUAGCGAAUCACAUGGAGUCUGGUGGGGAGCCCGGACGUGUCCAUGUUACUCGCGAGACACUGGAUGCGCUGAGUGGUGAAUAUGAAGUAGAAGCGGGUCAUGGAGGUACACGAGACUCAUACUUGCGUGACAAUUCCGUCGAUACGUACUUUAUUGUGCCGCCGCCGCAUCGUCGGAAGCCGCUAAUGCUCAAUACAUUGGGCGUCCGGUCGGCCCUUGGUGCAGCAAAUCGGCGAAAAUUGUCCUUCCGCAAUGUAUCCAAUGUUGUCGUCCAAUUGCUCCACACCAUCAAGUAUUCGGUUCCUGUUCCAUUUUCUCACAUGGCCACGGGCACGUAUCCGGCAACCAAUAGUAAUUCUACGGGAAAUUUCAAUGACAAGGGAUCACGAAAGGUGUUACAGCUGCAGAGAGCGCUUCAUGCGCCCUUGGAUUCAGAAGGAUCUGACCAGCUGAAUGAUUUGUUGAAGAAAAAUAAAGUUACCGAGAAGUUUAAACGGCCCUUUAAAAAGCGCCACUCAAGUGUUUAUCAUCAGCCAACAAAUCGUGUAAACAAAUAUUUAUCACAGGCCAUUGAGGCACGCAGCGUCGAUCGAGACAAGUCAGUUCAUGUGAAACGAAUCACAUUGCAAUUCCGUGACAAGGACAAGGAGCGCCAAUAUCGGCAGGAUCUCGAUUUGGGGUUCAGCACAGCAAUGGGAUGUAGUAUAUUGCUAUUGAUUCUCAGUGCAGCACUUCAGGUGUCAGCUCUUCCACGUACCCUCAUCCUACUACUCCUCUUUCUCACCGCCUUUAUUUGGAUUAGUGCCAUUCUCAUGCUCUUACUGGCUGUACGCUUGAAGUGGAUUUACUGGGAUUUGUCGCAGAGUUUCGUUCUACGAUUGGCAAUCACCGUCUUUACCAUCAUUCUCCUCUACUCCGUGGGUCAAGUUAAUGUGUUCACGUGUGUGGCUGAAAUGAAAUGCACACCGAAUGUAACAGCAUCACCAGCGCGACCACAUCAUGAAUUUAUGGUGGAUGGAGAUUCAAUGGAGUUGGACAAAAUCAUUCAUAGCCACAGGAAAUGUAUGCUGCCGCAAUACAUUUCACUUUCAGCGGCAUUUGCCUUCCUCUCGGUGUCGGUGUUUCUGCGAUUGCCAAUACUGAUUAAGAGUACCCUCGUGAUACUCAUGACAAUUGCCUAUGCGCUCUUCAUUGAGGUAUCCCAUCCGCACAUUUUCACCUGCUACGAUGGGCGCUUGAAUGCUGAAAUACCUUUACAUACGAUGUCUCUUGCGCAAAUAAUAAUCUUCAUGGUGACAAUACUUGCGCAUGGGCGUCAAGUUGAGUGGACGGCACGAUUGGAUUUUAUUUGGCAACUCCAAGCGUCGCAGGAGAAGAAGGAGAUGGCUGUGUUGCAGCAGUCAAAUAAGAGAAUCCUCUAUAAUCUCCUUCCGGCGCAUGUGGCGGCGCAUUUUCUCGAUAAUCAAUUUCGCAAUAAUAUCUCAACAAUGGGGCAGGAGCUGUAUCAUCAGAGCUAUGCGAAAGUUGGUGUGAUCUUCUGUAGUGUACCGAAUUUCCAUGAAUUCUACACGGAACUCGAUGGAUCGAAUCAGGGGGUUGAAUGUUUGCGGCUUCUCAAUGAGAUUAUUGCGGAUUUCGAUGAGUUGCUGUGUCAGGAGCGUUUUCAUGCGAUUGAUAAGAUAAAGACAGUUGGGAGUACGUAUAUGGCGGCUGUUGGGCUCAUCCCGGACUACAAGAUGAUCUCGACGGAUCCCAAUUCAACGCGACGCCAUAUGACGGCUCUGUUGGAAUUUGUUAAGGCAAUGCGGGUGACACUGCAGAAUAUCAAUGAGAAUUCCUACAAUAAUUUUAUGUUACGCGUAGGGGUGAAUGUGGGACCCGUUGUUGCGGGGGUGAUUGGCGCAAGGAAGCCACAGUAUGAUAUUUGGGGGAAUACAGUUAAUGUGGCGAGUAGGAUGGAUUCAACGGGAAUUCCAGGAUUUACACAGGUGACACAGGAAGUUGUCGAUAGUCUACAGGGAUCACAUUUUGAGUUCAAAUGCCGCGGGCAGAUUAAGGUGAAGGGAAAAGGUGACAUGAUAACGUACUUCCUGUGUGAACAAUCACACACAAAUAUGCUAAAUGGUGGUGAUCGUGAGUAUCGAAGUACAAUGCCGGGUGCCAGAACGAAUCUCCAUCAGCAGCAACAGCAGCAGCAUCAGAUAAGUGGGACAAAUCAGGCGAAUCAUUCAAAUGCAUCGGGAAAUCAUCAUGAUUACUAUCAGAAACGCACGGAUAUGAAUGUGGUGGAGAAGAAUUAUCAUCCGAAUGUGAUAAAUGAGAAUUAUGUGAAGAAGGAGGCGUACAAUUUUGUCGAGAGCCCCAAUUUGUUGCAACAUUCGGAGAAUUUGCGUGAAGAUAGCUACAAGUAUAAGCAGAAUUUUAGUAUGCACAACUAUGAGAAGCCACGCGAGCAGCCAUAUCAUCACAAUUUUAACAUCACCGAAAAUCCAAACAUCAAUAAUUAUGAGUACAACAAUAGUGCCAGGGAGAAUUUUACAAUACGCGAUGGAUUUAAUAAUCAAAUUGGUAAAGAGAAUUUCAACAAUCACCAUCAUUCGUACCAUCAGAUGAGUCAGUAUCAGCAGCAGCAGCAGCAGCAGAAUGGGAUGCGAAAAGAUCAUUUAAAUGUGAAGAAUCAUCUGAAUAAUAUGAAUUAUUCUCUUUCGCGUGAGAGUGAGCAUCUCCUGCAACAGGCACCAGUGGCAAAGGUAAUUCCGCGGCAGCAGCAACAGCAUCCGCAUAGUCAUCAACAAGCACAUGGUACACCAAAAUACGAACCACCGCGCUAUGCAAGCCCGGCAAACCUCAUAAACCACCAUCAUCAUCACAUUCAGCAGCAAAUUAGUCCGCCACAGCCACAUGUUGCAUCAUUGGGCUACAUGAAACCCCUACCGAAGUCACCGCCUGAAACGGAGGAUAAUCGCGAAAUGUCCUCAACGGAUGAUCUCAGUUCGCGUCCGCACUCACCGAGUGUCUCAUCGUCCGAUGAAAGCUACUCCAAGACGACGGAAAAUGAGGAGGGGGACGAAGAGAAUUCCCCCCAUGUUGCACAUCAUCAGUACGCCAAGGCAAUGAAUCCCCUUCAGUGGCUCUAUCCCUGUGAUAUACAAGCAGAUCCCACGAGUAGUCCCAAGCUCAGUCCAAUCGAUCUGAGUCAGCUGAAGGAUCUCGAAGUGAGUUCAACCACCGAAAGUCAAGCUGCCUCAACGGCACACAACAAGGGGGAAUCGUGUAAUUCCUUUGAGUACCACGUGGACACGUGGGGAAAGAAUAAGAGCCCCUUUGAGCGUGAAAUUCAGCGAUUACUCCAAGAAUCCACGGCAAAGGCGAAUAAUUUGAGCAAUGGCCGAAAUGUCGCACCAAUGAAUUACUCAGGCAAUCGCCAACAGCAACAAAAUCACCAGCAGCACGAUAAAACAAAAUACGAACUCGAGGGAAUUGAGCCAAAGUCCAAUCAUAGUUUACUCUUCAACAAGCACCCCGUCGGCCUGGAGGCCAUCAAGGAAAUCACCCGCAAUAAGAAUCCAUCGGAAUCGAGCCAAAUGCAAACUUCCGACACGGAAUCAUGUGAAAUUCUCCAUGAAAAUCACCGUCAGGUCAAAGUGGGGGCCGCUGCGGUGACGGAGAAGAAUUGCGCAAAAGUAAAUGGCUCAAAGGAGAAUUUGGUGGACGAUGAGUUGGGAGAGAUGGUUUAUCACGACGAAGAGAAUUAUGGUGCAUCAAAUCAUCAAUCAAUGGACUCGAAUCACUGCGAAUUGGAAAGUCAAUCUGAGUGGAGUGAUGAAGAGUGCCGGGAAGAAGCUACAGGUGGAGCUGAAAGUGCUGGGUACAUUACAGAUGAACCUGGCCUGGAGAAUGUUUCCCUACUCAAUGAGGCAGGGCUAACGGAUGCCGAAGGUGCCCUGUCUGAUGUGAAUUCCCUCUACAAUGCUCCAGAUGUGGAUGAUACGUCAAUAUCGAGUCGUGCAAGUUCACGUCUUCUCAGCUUGGACUCCCUCAGUGGGUUGUAUGACUGCGAACUCGAUGCAAAGCAUGAAAUGGCCAUUGUGAGUGCAUCACACAAGAUUACCAGCAAAUUCGGACCACAGGUUUGAGUGUGCAAAAAUGAUAAAAACUAAAAAAAAAGAAGUGAAAAAAUUGCGGGAGGCUCUUUUGUUUUCGAGAGAGUUCUCACCGUGAGCACAAUCUCGUGUAAAAUUAUUGACUAAAAAAAAUGGUAUAUUAUAUAUAAUUUAUAAAUAUUAUCACACAACAUAAAUUAUUCUAGUGUCUAGAUGCGAGAGGAGAAGGUAAUAUAAUGAAGAAAAAAACGUGACAAAAAAGUAUUUAUGAGUAAACAUUUAGAAUAAUAAUUAUUGUCUAUUUGCUAUAACUUUUUUUUCUCUUUACAAAUUAAUAUUAAAGAAAAAUCUUUUUUUUUACCUUGAUAUUCCUUCAGUUUUACCGUACGAAGAGGGAAGGAGUUUUGCUGAAAUAUUUAUUUUAUAUAAUGAUAAAUAUUUCGAUUUAUUAAUUCUGACUGAUAAUGCGAAUAAAAUGCGUUUUUAAAUGGUUUUUUUAGGCUCUAGAAAGGUGAGAAAAGAAAUUUAGAAAUUAAAUUAGAAAAAAAAGAAGCAUCGUGUACUGUAAAAGGCAGCAUAAAAUUGUUAAAAGAAAAUCAUUGCGUGGGGAUUUGUUUAUUAAAAAAAAAAUCUUUUUUUUUCUUUUCGCUUUAAAAGCGAUUUAAAAUUGUAAAUUAAAAUAGUGGCUAAAUGCCAAAUAUUUUAUCGAGUUUUUUUGCAUAAAAAUGACAAACUAACCACGAUAAGGUAGGAAUUAGAAAAGAAGAAUCUUGCAGAGAAGUUGAAAAUGUACGGGUAAGCUGACCAAGCUUACGAGAGCUGUGUUUCUUUCAGUGUACCAAUUUUGUGAGAGCAAACUAGAACGCGAAUUUGUUUAAAUACAUUAAAAAUCGGGAAAAGUUGAAAAGUCAUCCCCCAAGAAAUCUUUAAAAUGCCAUAUCUCGGGAAUGGCUCCAUAGAUUUUCGAGUUUGAGCUAUCGUUGGAAAUGUCUUAACCUCAACUAUAACAUAUUAAAAUAUGAAGUAAAUCGAUAAUGGCAUUUUCGAAAUAUUCGAGUUCGAAAUUUUCGAAAAUAUUUAUUUUGACUUUAGCGCCUCUCGCGGUCAUUUCUCGAAGUUGCAAUGUUCUAGACAUUUGUAGGGCUUCACGAAACCUUUGAUUUGCACUUGAGUUGAUCAAAAUCGGACUUGUAGAACCCGAGAUAUGACAUGCCAACUUUGGAAGGCUAUAUCUCGAGAACGGCGACAUAGAUUUUCUUCAUUUUUGGCAUGGAGCUAGAUAAUAUGGUCAGCUAUAACAUAUCAAAAAAUGAAGCAAAUCGAUAAUGGCGUUUUCGAGAUAUUCAUCGAAAACUCAUCGAAAAUUUUGUUUUUGAUUUUUGGCCCCCUAGCGGUCAUUUUUGAAACUUCAGAUGUUCUAGAGAGUUGUAGGGUUUGUUGAGAGCUUUCAUUUGAGCUCGGGUUGAUCAAAAUCGGUCAAGCCGUUUUCGAGUUAUGGUCGAUUUUCGAUGAAAAAUUGUGGCGGCCAUAUUGACUAAACGGCUUGACCGAUUUUCGAGAAUAAGGUAUCGUUGGAAAGGUCUUGAUGGCCCCUACAACAUAUAAAAAUUUCAGAUUUUUAGCUAUUACAGGGGCUGAGAUAUAAGCAAAACAAAAUUUUGAGGUUAUUCAAAAUGGCGGACGCGGGGGUGGGGGGUAAAAUUUGACAUCAUAAUCGGAUGUCUUCCAGUCGAUAUUUAAACUUUGCCGUUUACCGCAAGUCUCUAUCUAUUACCGUUCUCUCGCAAUUUAGCGUUAUACUACGGACGGACGGACGGCCGGCCGGCCGGAAAAAAAUUUUUUUUGGCGCAUACGUUUUUUGGAAUGUGGGGACCCUAAUUCGUGCUCAUCCCAAGUUUGAGCCCGAUCUGACGACUUUCGAUUUUGCUCGGUACACAAAAGCUGUGUCUGAAAGAAACACAGCUAAAAAAAUUCAGCGCAGUAUUUUGUUAAGUUAUUCGUAAUGCUUUAUGGGGCAAAAAUUUUAGAAUUUUUUAUAGAACUUUUGUCUUCGAUUUUUGAAUUGACCUUUUUUUACAAGGAAAACCUUUUUUUCUAAGGUAGAAAUAUCUCUUACUUCUGGUGCUAUUUUUUUAAAAGAAAUUUUCUCUUUUUAUUACCUACAAAAUUCGUAUGUUUUUAUUUUCUUACAAAUUUCAUCAGUUUUUAUUACAAAAUUUCAUCAAUUUGGUUAUCUUUUGUGGUUGAAAAAGGAAUAAAAUAAAACAAUUCAGGACGUGGUGCAAUUUUUGUUAAAGAAAAAAAAGGAAAAAUGUUUCAAGGCGAGAAAAUUGAUAGGAAAGAAAAUUCACAGCAUGAAUUUUUCUUCUAAAGCAUUUCGGGGUGAGGGCUUUUUUGUGUGUAAAGUGUGUCUAACAGCAAAGCAAAAGAAAUCAUUUGAGGCACAUGAAAUACGACACAAGCGGGUUUAUUUUCUUACUCAAACAGCGAAAGAGCGUCUAACACUUGUUAUAAAUCUCAUAAAACGAUGACAGGAGAGAGAGAGAAAAAUGAAAAUUGCAAAAA